Aspergillus alliaceus is the source of this 1197-nucleotide messenger RNA. It is a transcript of the gene rho2, whose product is annotated as putative Rho GTPase Rho 2. Gene Ontology annotation, molecular function: GTP binding; GTPase activity. NCBI's taxonomy places the organism in Eukaryota, Fungi, Ascomycota, Eurotiomycetes, Eurotiales, Aspergillaceae. Bases 259 to 867 code for a protein of 202 amino acids. Gene Ontology annotation, biological process: small GTPase-mediated signal transduction. The transcript is spliced from 6 exons. The record is from RefSeq and is a predicted model, not a curated record.
UAUUUUUACUUUUUCCUCAUUUGGCGUGGAUCGGUACCGGUACCAGUACCGGUAAAGAAAAGAAAAAGACAGAAAGGAAGAAGCCAACCAGACGGGAGAGUGAGUUUCGUCCCUGUCAAGUUGCCUUAAUUAAUCUUACUGGGUACCUGACUGAAAAAGAGUACACCGACACCGGGCAUAUCAACGCCUUACCCUCCCCCUUCAUUCAGCGCCCGCCGUUAUCUUCAGAAAGGGAUCGUGUCAGCCCAUCGUAGAAAAAUGGCCCAACAACAACAACAACAAAAUGACAAUGUGAUGCGAAGGAAGUUGGUGAUUAUUGGAGAUGGUGCCUGUGGGAAGACCAGUCUUCUGAGUGUCUUCACCCUUGGUUAUUUCCCAACUCACUAUGUCCCCACGGUUUUCGAGAAUUACGUGACGGAUUGCCGAGUUGAUGGCCGGUCAGUACAAUUGGCAUUAUGGGAUACCGCUGGUCAAGAAGAUUAUGAACGGUUACGUCCGCUGGCAUACUCCAAAGCGCAUGUGAUUCUGAUUGGAUUCUCUGUGGAUACACCGGAUUCUUUGGAGAACGUGAAGCACAAGUGGAUCGAGGAGGCCAAUGAACGGUGCCCGGGUGUACCGAUAAUCCUCGUUGGCCUGAAGAAAGAUCUCCGGGAGGACCCUCUUGCGAUCGAGGAGAUGAGAAAGAGAUCACAAAGAUUCGUGACGUCGAAAGAAGGAAGCGAUAUAUCGACUCAGAUCGGAGCGAGAAAGUAUCUCGAAUGCUCUUCCCUGACCGGAGAAGGGGUCGACGACGUCUUUGAAGCCGCUACCCGUGCCGCUCUGCUCACAUUCGAUAAGCGAAAAAGCUCAUGUUGCAUCGUCCUAUAAUGGAUUGCCCAUGGCCUGUGCUAUAUAUGUCGACUAAUGAGGCUCGACACAAUGAUCUACUAGCAGCGACGGAGAUGGCCUCGUCCUAGCGUUAUCAGUAUGUCUCACGCACUCAGCCUGGCCUAUGCAUUCCGUCGAAUUUGUUAGAUUGGAUUAUCAAAAGGAAGGAGGGUGGUAUUAUCGAUGUAUGUUGAUCGGUAUCUUUUGCAUUACCGGCGUUUGGGUGGCUUUUUUUUCAUUUUCGAUCCGACACAGCACGUUCUGUUUCGCGUCUGUCGCACAUAACUCACCCGUCACGUGGAUUUUCUUCUGAAGGCACGACGCAUGUUG